AUGUACAGCGGCACUUUUCGGUGGCUCGAGUCCAAAGUAUUUCCGCAAUUUCCACCAUAUCCGUCACAGUCUGUGAGCCUGUCAGCUGGCUGGAAGCAGUUCUUGACCUCCAGAAGCUCCUCUAGUGCUCAUGUAGACCUCGUGGCUACGGCGACAUACGAUGCAUCGAUGCUGGACGCGCUGAGCUUUCCCAUUACGCUGCUGCACGUGACGCAGCUGUUACAGCUCUGCACGGGCCCGGAGCUGCGUGUGUUAGUAAUUGGAGCUUCGCAGAAGGCGGAGCAACGUAUAUGGCGCAUCACUAAUUACUGGAACGAGGUGGCCGCCUUCUACGCCGACGCCAAAGUCACACUCUUCUUUAUCGGUCCAGAAGUUGACGAUCGGGACGAAACAGUAAAGGAAGAUCAGCCCGAGAACCUCACAGUUCAUCACUUUAAAGGAACAUUCGGGGACUUCCAGGAUUCGCAGCUCUUCAGUGACUGUACACCCGAGACUUCUAUCAUUAUAGGAUACAACACCGGCUUCGGCAACUUUGUGGACUCGCAAAGACACGAAUUACUCUUCAGCUGGUUACCAGAUCUUCGUCGCAUCGCCGAGUCAAAGAUCCCAGCCAUUUUUACUUGCGCCAAUGACUACGCAGACAUGAAUGGAGAGUUCGCAGUGCAGUCACGGAUCAUCGGCGCUAACAUGUUGCUACUACCCAAGCAGAACCCCUUUAGUGCCGCCUCACACUUCCACGAAGAAGAAAAACGAGAUACAGCUUGGUCUCGUGGGAGCAGCUUCAUGUAUGUUGUAUGUGGAGUCGAUAGGACACGGCGAUUCCAGGUGGAACUCGGAGACGUGAAGGCGCUACAGAAGCGCCUGGAUGCAGAGCUAGAUAUCCACCUGAAAGACCGGCUGAGUCGCCAUUUCUACAAAGGUACGACGCCUCGAUUCGAGUUGAUGUCAGGUCAACAGGAGAACGAGAUCGUCGUAGCCAUUCAUGUACCCAAGAUGAAGUCACCCUCGGAGCAGAUUGCAGUGGAUCUCACCGACUCUGUGUUAACGGUAUUUGUACCGGGGAAAUACCUGCUGAAGACCAAGUUACCUUUCCAAGUUGAGGAAGCAGCAGGAUCGUUGCAAGCGAUGCUGACACUCCCCAUUCUUCGUGUUGCGCUUCGUAAAAAAGUGAAAUAUUAA
Molecule: messenger RNA, 1179 nt
Organism: Phytophthora infestans T30-4
Lineage: Eukaryota; Oomycota; Peronosporomycetes; Peronosporales; Peronosporaceae
Exons: 2
Coding region: 1-1179 (392 amino acids)
Cellular component (GO): extrinsic component of mitochondrial inner membrane
Source: RefSeq, a predicted model, not a curated record